Messenger RNA from Mobula hypostoma (lesser devil ray), 1028 nucleotides. RefSeq names its product cation channel sperm-associated auxiliary subunit epsilon-like. The coding region runs from base 194 to 910 and encodes 238 amino acids. The transcript is spliced from 15 exons. Gene Ontology annotation, biological process: flagellated sperm motility; sperm capacitation. The record is from RefSeq and is a predicted model, not a curated record. Lineage: Eukaryota; Metazoa; Chordata; Chondrichthyes; Myliobatiformes; Myliobatidae. Gene Ontology annotation, cellular component: sperm principal piece; CatSper complex.
CGAAGGAGACUCGUUCUUUCAGUGGAUUGUUCCAAAGCCGUGUACAGUCAGCUUUCCAACGUCUCGCUCUGUUACAUUAAGUUGUCAUUUGCGUGGAGUACACAGAAUUUAUCCACGAGUUUUUAAUCAGACAAUAGAAGAUGCUCCCCGCACAUUUAAUAUAGAAGCUGCUUUGUUUAAUUUUAUAUGGUACAUGGUGAAAAUGCCUGAAAGUCUCACAUCUGAUGAUGAAGAGGAUCUUGUUGACAGUUAUCUAAAUACUGCUCAGAGGGAUAUACUCAGAAUUUGGAUACUUGAUCCUGAAAAAGCUUCUUCUACAGAAUUGAAUAAUAAAGCUGAAUUUCCUUCCCUGCACCUUCAUCUUUAUCACAAGAAGGACUACAGGAAUUCAAAAAACUAUACAGCAGAACUAGAAGCAACAAGUGGGGUUUUAUCUGUGGAAUUCCAAGUCAAUCGUAUCGAAUAUUCUUGUGAGUCUUCAGCAAUGAGGGUCGCCCAUGUUGCUGUGGGUUGUCCUCCAAAUAAACAUAUAACUGUAGUAAGACCCGGUAUAAGUGAAUGCGCAUUCAAACAUAAGAAAAGGAUGAUGGUUCCUAGAUCAGUUUUAAGAGAGCCCUCAACAAAAGAUCUGGAAUAUACAUACAACAUAGUGAAAUAUGGUUGUCCCAUUCGAGUUCAUUAUAAGUCUCCUUUCAAGCCAACUAUAGAGCUGUAUUUGGGUUUAAAGUACUUGGGAGUUGUACAUGCCAAUUACAUCAUCUGGGAAGAGCAUAGUAGGACAGAUUUUUUUUAUAAUGCCACAAUGGAGCAGGUUGGUUGCCUACGUGAAGCACAAACUUGGGAAUCUAUGUUAAGCCGUUCUGGUAGUUAUAAACACAUAAGCGAUGCCUGGGGUCCAGAGUUUCUGUAAACUCACAGCUCAUUUUGCUGUAGAAACCUAUGGAGUGGUCAUCAGGAAGGACAGCACAAUGGUUUUAUCUUUGGUAUGGUCCUUUAUAUUCAUUCUACUCUCCAGCUUUGCUUACAGC